AACGUUAGGUGUGGCAACACCAGCCCGCCUCCUCUUGUCAGUUGCCACACCGCUUCAGUCCACUUCCCCAGCCCGCUGAGAGAGGACGUACAGUGUUCGUGCGCUAGUCUCGUAGCAAGACGGACGAUUGCAUAUUUCAUUCUCCAUUGAAUACUUGACAAUCGAGUGACCUAAGACAAGUCUACCCCCGCCCACCUCACCCCACCCCGCUCACGUAGUCAUGGUUGCACCUCACGUGGAGACCCAGCUCACCAGGUCACUGGUUCGAAUCCCUAACAGCGGGAGGGACAGACGUGCCGGAGCUGUACUUCAUGACUUAUCAAGAGUGUCCUCCGCUGCGGCGCUGGUGCCCAUCACCAGCUAUUUUGCUUUAGGCAUCUUACCAUCAACGUUAUCUCCGCCGCGGUCGCAGGCGCAGGUGCCUCAGCCUUCAUCACUCCUGUGUACGGACAAAAACCCGCUGAAGUUGUCAACCAGAGCUGUGCCAUGUGCUGCUACCGCCGAGACCUCGACCACCUCUGGGGCUCGUGUGAUGUCAAGGGGUGGUAAAAUAACAACUAACUCCUCUUCUGCAACGGUAAAUCCUACUGGAAGCCGCAAAAGAUCAGUGCAACAAGACCACAACAGUAUUGCCACAGAGGUCCGGUCACCCAAAAUCCCCAGAACAACUACUACCCCUAGGAAGCCGACCCAGCAGUCUCGUCGCUCGACACCUCGCCCCGUGACUGGAGACUACCGUAUUAUGGGACAACUGCUGAGGGAAAGGGAACAGCUAUUGGCUGAAAAUAUGGCUCUCAAACUAGAGUUAAGUAGGAGAAGUCAGGAGAGAUUCCAUCUGGGACUGUAGGUCACUAGACGCGAUGUGGAUGCCCACACGUGUCAGCGAUCUUAGCCCCCGUCACUCCUCUCACUGUACUGACGUACACGCCACGACGCAUGCCUUUAACUACCCUCAGUUACUCCUCUCAUUGUAGUAAUGUGCACACCACCACCCCUGCCUUCAACUGCCCCGAUCACUGCUUUCACUAUAGUAACGUGCACCCUUGUCUUCAAUUGCCCCUCCACACCCCCAAGGUCGCUGCUCUCACUGUAGUGACGUGCAAACCACUACGCCUGCAUUCAGCUGCUUGUGGACGACUUUGAAAGAUUAGUGAUCAUUUGUUUUCCAUGGAAUACAUGAAAAUAAUUCAAAUUACACUGUGAACGUGUAGUUCUGUGAUAAAGUUUCUGAACAAUCCAAAAAAAAUGAAGCCAUGUAUAAAUUAUAUAGAGAGAAUGGGUCUAGUGGAAACUGUAUGUACUGUACUUGAAAUAAAAAUAACAAAAUGCUAAAUGAUUUCAAAUUUAUAUUUUUUUCAUGGAAGAAUUACAUUUUUGUAAUGUAUGUCAAAAAAUGUUACCUAUUAAGUUAACUUAGUGGCUUUUAUUUUUUUUUCAUUUUUGAUCAAAUAUAUUUUGUAAUAAU
Messenger RNA from Portunus trituberculatus (swimming crab), 1465 nucleotides. RefSeq lists its product as uncharacterized. The coding region runs from base 221 to 847 and encodes 208 amino acids. The record is from RefSeq and is a predicted model, not a curated record. NCBI's taxonomy places the organism in Eukaryota, Metazoa, Arthropoda, Malacostraca, Decapoda, Portunidae. The transcript has 2 exons.